This is a messenger RNA of Ilyonectria robusta, 276 nucleotides long. RefSeq names its product DASH complex subunit Dad3-domain-containing protein. Lineage: Eukaryota; Fungi; Ascomycota; Sordariomycetes; Hypocreales; Nectriaceae. The transcript is spliced from 2 exons. The record is from RefSeq and is a predicted model, not a curated record. Gene Ontology annotation, biological process: attachment of spindle microtubules to kinetochore. Gene Ontology annotation, cellular component: DASH complex; mitotic spindle. Bases 1 to 276 code for a protein of 91 amino acids.
AUGGACCAGACCUCGACAGGCGGCGGCCUGCUGUCUCAGCCGGAACUUACCCCGCUCGAGCAGGAAGUCCUCGACGAGUACGAGCGCCUGGCCGAGAACAUGAACAAGCUGGCCACGAUCCUCGACCACCUCGCCUCCAACCCCAGCACCGAGAUCCUCGACGGCCUGCGCGAGCUCGAGCGCAAGACCAGCCUGGCCUUCACCCUCCUCAAGGCCAGCGUCUACAGCAUCGUGCUGCAGCAGGAGAUUGACUGGGGCGAUGGAUCGACGGCCUGA